CUCGACUGAUUUGGUCUGUGUGCGUCCCUGCUUUGUUGUAGGAGCGUCUAUUCUUGAAUUCUUGCUGUCGUUUCCCCCCCCAGCUCCAGUCAUCAUGGCGUCGGCCGCAACCUACAAGGACCGGCAAUUCCUCGCCGUUAUUGGCGAUGAAGACUCCGUUACCGGUCUCCUCCUCGCUGGCGUUGGACACGUUACCGAUGGCCCAGACUCCCAGCGAAACUUCCUCGUCGUUGACGGCAAAACCGAGACCUCGGAGAUCGAGCGGACUUUCCAGAACUUCACUCAGGAGCGAAAGGACAUCGCUAUUAUCCUGAUCAACCAACAUAUUGCAGAGCGCAUCCGCCAUACCGUAGACACAUUCACCGACCCCUUCCCCGCUAUCCUCGAGAUUCCUAGCAAAGACCAUCCUUACGACCCCGAGAAGGACAGUGUUCUCAAGCGUGUGCGACGACUGUUCGGAGAGUAAAAUCG
Molecule: messenger RNA, 471 nt
Organism: Penicillium cinerascens
Lineage: Eukaryota; Fungi; Ascomycota; Eurotiomycetes; Eurotiales; Aspergillaceae
Product: H(+)-transporting V1 sector ATPase subunit F
Exons: 5
Coding region: 95-466 (123 amino acids)
Biological process (GO): proton transmembrane transport
Cellular component (GO): fungal-type vacuole membrane; proton-transporting V-type ATPase, V1 domain
Molecular function (GO): proton-transporting ATPase activity, rotational mechanism
Source: RefSeq, a predicted model, not a curated record